AUGUGCACUCACUACAUCGUCUACAAGAGCUGCAACAAGCACUACGACACCAAAGUAGUCGAGUGUGCUCCUUUCAAAGCGACGGGAGUCUGCCCCACCGGGCCAAUAAAUAAGACACCAUCUCACAAUGCCGGAGAACCAUGUACAAGUGGCUGUCCAUCAGACUAUACCUCACAUCUCUAA
Molecule: messenger RNA, 183 nt
Organism: Sclerotinia sclerotiorum 1980 UF-70
Lineage: Eukaryota; Fungi; Ascomycota; Leotiomycetes; Helotiales; Sclerotiniaceae
Exons: 2
Coding region: 1-183 (60 amino acids)
Source: RefSeq, a predicted model, not a curated record